Chlamydomonas reinhardtii is the source of this 1056-nucleotide messenger RNA. RefSeq lists its product as uncharacterized. Bases 268 to 705 code for a protein of 145 amino acids. NCBI's taxonomy places the organism in Eukaryota, Viridiplantae, Chlorophyta, Chlorophyceae, Chlamydomonadales, Chlamydomonadaceae. The transcript is spliced from 3 exons. The record is from RefSeq and is a predicted model, not a curated record.
ACCAUAAGCUGCCUCCGGGCACACACGGUUUCACGCGGUUGACAGUUGGGCUCCAGCGCGGGUGGGACUCGCAGGAGCGCACGACGGGCGCUAGGGGGCACGCACGGGCGGGGCGCACGGGAAACUCGGCGGUAACUCGGCGGUGUCACGGACGCGGCGCGCAAUGGGUCCCGGGGCGUCGUACAUAGCCACGCAGCAUGACGCAACCGAAUCAUUGAAGUAAUGGAGGAUUGGCUAGUGACCAUACGGCAGCUAGCCGGAGCAUUCAUGCAGGGGAGCGCACUUUUAGCUCAACACAGGGAACUAGUGCAGCAAUGGUUCCCCGACAGCCCAGAAGAACCCCUGCCACCUUACUUGCCGCGCAGCGAGCAGUCGCUGCAGGCUGAUGUGCUGAACAUGAAGGCCUACCUCAUUGUGGACAUGGGCGCAACCGAGGUGGUCAGCGGCUUGGUGCCGGAGCAGCGCUCUACAAGGUCUGCAUCAAGUCGGGCGGAGCCCGCCCUGACGUUCACAGGCCUACCCGCAACCUUCGUGCAGCAGCCUCACCUGGUGGUGGACACGGCCGUCACCGGCGGAGCCCUGCCCACGCUUCAGCAGAUCCCUGAGGAGGAACAGGCAGCGGAGGUGGAGGCGCUGGCGCAGCUGCGCGCGGAAGAGCUGGUGCUUGCUCAGGCGGAGAAGCAGCACGGUAGCGGCUGCGCCUGAGAUGAUGGUGAUGAUGAGCAGCCCAUGCCACCAGCCGAGCCUGAGGGAGCUCAGGACGCGGUGGCGGCACAGCAGUCGCAGAGGAGGGUGAUGGCGUGAUGCCGCAGGCGGAAGAGCAGGUUCUUGCCACGACAGUGCGAGACCUACUCAGCGUGCUGUGCAAUGCCACGUUCGAUCUGUCGGGGACGCACCUGACAACGCUCAAACGCGGGCUGGAGGGUCUGCGGGAGCAAAUCCGGCCCGGACUGCAGCCCAGCGGCUUCAAUGCGGCGGAUCCCAACCUGCGGCAAAAGCGGCAGGCGCCAAGUGGGCAGGCGUUCAGGAGCGUGCAGGCAAAAACCAAAGGAAAAC